This is a messenger RNA of Ophidiomyces ophidiicola, 1392 nucleotides long. RefSeq lists its product as uncharacterized. NCBI's taxonomy places the organism in Eukaryota, Fungi, Ascomycota, Eurotiomycetes, Onygenales, Onygenaceae. Bases 1 to 1392 code for a protein of 463 amino acids. The transcript has 4 exons. The record is from RefSeq and is a predicted model, not a curated record.
AUGACAAGUGACGAUGAGUUUUUCUUUGACUAUAAGCUGUCCUGGAUCCCUAACGACGUAAAACGGUACUCCACCCAGGUCGCAAGCUCUAUCGAUUACCAUGUAGAUCGUGCAGCAGCAAAUGUGCGCGAUGUGUUUUCCCGACAAACCUGGCUUCCAACUACUCUUCGACCUCAUCCAAGAACCAGUCAUUCUUUUCCGCAACCUUUACCUCCAAGAUCCAUUUUAGAUAAGGCCCAUGCCUGGGUUCUAGAGAAUCCCGCAUGGGCAGCCGCAGGCCUAGCAUUUAUCGGCACCGGUGGCCUUUUGAUAUACGGCAAUAAGAAAUUAAAUGUGAAAAAGCGGAAAGCAAGGCGCGCAAGCAACGGUGCCCGAAAAGAGAUAGUCGUCGUUGCGGGCUCAGCGCAUGAGGCAAUUACGAGGUCUAUUGCCUGCGAUCUUGAACGGAGAGGCUUUAUUGUUUUUGUUACAGUCACAUCCUCCGACGAGGAACACGUAGUCGAAAAUGAGGCCCGCCAGGAUAUUCGGCCCCUAUGGCUGGAUUUAGCUAACACACCGUCAGAGCCAUCCGAAAUACACCCUUCGCUAUACGUUAUCCAAUCGUUAAUCACAAAUCCCCAAGCCCCAAUGCCAGGAGUUCCACCCCAUACUUGUCAUCUAACUGGACUUGUCCUGGUGCCUUCUAUAAAAUAUCCCGUUGGCCCUGUUGCUACUAUCCCAGCAUCCAACUGGGCGGACACCAUUCAUACCCGUCUUUUGUACCCAAUACUUACAACCCAAUUGUUUCUACCCCUUUUUACCCUAAAAAGCAACAACAGCUCUAUUGUUGUAAUAACACCAUCUAUUCAAUCGUCCCUCUCUUCCCCUUUCGCUAGCCCUGAAGUUGCCGUAACAAAGGCUCUCUCUGGUUUUGCAACAAGUUUACGACAAGAAUUACGUCUUUUAGAAAAUGGCACCGGCUCCAUUGAUGUUAUCGAGCUGAAGCUAGGUAACUUCGAUUUUGGACGGUUUCGCGACUCUAAUUGCCAGAACAAAGGCACUGAAGUCCUUACUUGGCAACCUCAGCACCGUGCACUAUACGGCUCACCGUAUCUAGCAAGCCUGGAUCACCGCACUAGGCGACUAGGAAAUUUCUACGGAACACCUGCAAGGGAGUUGCAUCUUGCGGUUUUUGAUGCCCUUCUUCCGCGCCAAAAGACAUUUUUUGGAAUACGGAAAAAGAAGCGCCAAGUUGUAUAUAUUGGCCGCGGCUCUAGAACCUAUGCUAUCGUUGGGAACAUUAUCCCUGGCGUUUUGAUUGGCUGGAUGCUUGGGUUACGAACCGGGUCUACGAUUUCUCCCGGCGAUUCGAUUUCUGAUGAGGACAAUGGGUAUGGAAGCGAAAUAGCCUAG